Molecule: messenger RNA, 5361 nt
Organism: Lymnaea stagnalis (great pond snail)
Lineage: Eukaryota; Metazoa; Mollusca; Gastropoda; Lymnaeidae
Source: the annotation of a GenBank genome assembly
GUUUUGAUUAUUAUUUGUUUAGACAUGGCGGCUGCUAUUACUUUAAGAUCGUCAAUUGUUCCAUCUAAGCAAGUAUGAGUAUGACAAUUUUUAAAUUUUUAUUGAAACACGGCACUCACCCAUUUCCCUCUCAGGUCUCAUAUAUAAUUCUCCAAAUUUAAUGGGUAAUUAUUUAUCUUAAUACUUAAUGAAAAGAAAACAGUUUAUAUCAUCUCCCCGAAAACGAACAUGAACUCAUGCAUCUCAAGUUCAAAUAUUAAUUAUGCUAUACUAUAUACUAUAGUAUAUUUAUAUAAAUAAUAAAUAUGAUGGGAAAAGAUCGAUGCUUGUGCCAAACUGUUAAUCAAUUUUCACGCAUCCAUAUAUUUUCAAAAUUCUUUGUGUGGACACCAGCGUCAUUUGAUUAGAAAACUGCGUGUAUGUAGAGACCAUGUCUCUGAUCUGGUAGUUUAUACAAACAGUAUUAUCAAUGAUUAUCAUUACCAUUAUUUAAUUUAUGAUAAUCCGCCCACCUAUCAGAAAAAGUGAGCUCAUUAACUCUAUGUACUCAUGUAGCAAAAUUGCACAUCUGUCUGGCACUUCAACAAGAAAACAAUGGCCCUCUUUCCAUUGUCCUAUUACAUCAAUAAAAGAAUACUUUAAAUAGCACUUCAAACAGGAACAACACAAUUUUUUAAUAACCAACAUUAAAGUGGUAGAUUACCUUUUGUUUAUAAUACGUUACUUUGCAACCAACCCCAGACCAAAUCAAACACCUCAACAAAAUCACAACAAAGAAAGUGUGACAAACAGUACAGGUACACAAAGAAAUUAUAAAAUAAAAAAUAAUUACACUAAAUUAUAAUAUAUGAUACUUAUGUUGUUUCACUAAAUUAGUAAUAUUGAUGAAUGACAGGCCCAUUACUACUACUUUAAGUAUGGACUAUAACCUAUACUGCAAGCAUUUGGGGCAAUAAUAAUUUCUUCUGAUUAGGCCUACACUAAAUCAAAUAAGACUAUUUAUUUAUUUAGGAGUAGCAUGCCUUAUAGUAUUAUAUAGGCCUAAUUAAAUAUUUAAAAAUAAAGUAAUGAAAAGAGAUGCAUUUACUCAUUCCAAAGUUGCAGGUGUCAGUUUUUUUUACUGCUGCUACAGUAUAGUUUUCAUCAUAUAUUUAUAGACUAUAGACUUGAUUGAUUUAAUUAAUAAUAGCCUACUGGCAAAACAAUGUCAGGCAUUGCAUCAAUAUGGCAUCCAGUGUUGCCAACUCAUUAAAAUUAUUCUAAAUUUAAUUUAUCCUUCUCAAUAUCAAUGUUCAUAUAGUAUAGCAUAUAAAUAAGAUUUGUCAUUAAAAUAUGUAGGAUUUAGAUUUUUAAGCAUUUAUGUUUCUUUUCCGACUACUUUUGAUGUUUCUGGUUAUCACACAGAGGUUGUUGUAAAUAAAUUUGAGGAUCAUCUGUUUAUUAUUGCAACACAGUUCAUGAAACUUGGGACAGUAGUAAGUUGGCCACUCAUCUAAUUUAAAGAUAAUUAUCAAUUAAUAAGGCAGCAAAAAUUGUGUUUAAUCAUAAUUUUCAUAAUAAUAUUUAGCCCAGUUGAAAUAAUGAUUGUUUUAUCUUGACCUGUUUUAGAAGAAAAUCACUUUUACUCCAGUGGCUUCAUGUCAGGACUGCAUGAAAAGGAUUCAAUAGCUCAAGGGCUGGAACACAUUUACAGUUACCAUUUUUCAGUGGGUUGAAAGAUUAAAUUGGAUUAUCCAGUUCUGCUUUAAUUCUUCUUUUCCAUUGUUAACGAAUUUAUCUUUUUAACAAUGUGUUCCUGCAAUAUUUUUGAGAUUUGUUUUUGUAGUUUUAAAAAAAAAUGUUAUUUAAAAGCUGUAACCAUUAAUGUUUUUAAUUACACAGUAUCAUUUUUAUAAAGCAUUUUAAAAGUAUUUUGAAUAAUAGAUUGGAACAUUAAUUAGAAUGAAGUUUCAAUUCAAAUUUAAAGCGUUAGUAAAAUUAAAAUAACACAUUGAAAACCAGAGUAACUUACCAAUACAUCAAGCAAAAUUUAAACCAUAACAUGUAUAAUUUUCAGAUUCAAGUGACAAGAGAUACUGUGACAGAGGAGUACCAGGAAAAUGUUUCUUUAUUUUCCUACAAAAGUUCUUUUGGGCAAAGAUGAGGUAAUGAUGCAAUUUCUUGUUUCUGAUGAGUUUAGGUAAACUAAGAUGCUCUGGCACAGAGAGAGAUGGCAAACCUUUUAGUGACCAAGUACCCACACUGCAGCCCAAAAUCCACUUAUUUAUUCAACAUAAAUUGUAAAUAAGUACCAACAUUGCAAUUCAAACUAAUUUCUAGGUCCUAGUUAAGGAAAAAAACCCAUAAUAAUGGCAGAACAAUGGCUUUCUGUGCGAUAUUGUGGCAUCCCUGCUCUAGCCUUUUUUAAAAGGCUCCAAAAAUAUUAAACCUAAUUUUCCUACUUGUGCAAUGUAUGGGAGGGGUGUAGAAAAGGGUGGAGAAAACACUUAAGUCUAUUAUUUUGCAUUAAAUUUAUUAUUAAAUUUAUUAAAUGUAUCUAUUUUGAUCUUGCUUUUGAUUUUUUAAGAUGCAAUUUUCAGCCAAUAACACAUGUGAUGGCUAAAACAAUAGUGACAUCCCUGACACUGGCUCUCAAAGACACAACACCAGCUACAGUAAAUGCAAUAACUGACUUAAUUAAAUCUUGUUUGUGACAUUUUCGAAAUGCUUUUUCUUAUCAUCUGUGAGGGUUUGAAAUACUUUAUCUUAUAAACGAUUGUUUCUGUGAAAGAAUGUUUGUGAACAUGUGAAAUGUUAACUCAUCCCCGAUGGUUGCGACUAAAUGCGUCCUCUGGGGGGUUCCUCCUGAUGCGUCCAAAUGCGUCCCGGCGCAUAGCGACACACCUCUUAUUUUUAGUUAAAAAUAGCAAUGAAAUCUCGCGUCCCUCGAGAAUUCCUGCUAUGGCGUGAUUUCUGCGUGAUUUUAAUUUAGAAACCGGAAGUUUUUAUCUUGUUUCACUUUUAAACUACGUGUGCUUUAGUACGGCGCAUCAAUAUGUAGCAUGUGUUCGUCAGAGGUGCAGAAAAUCGUUUUUUUUGGCCAUUGUUCGUUAUUUUUUCCCCGCUUAUGUUAUAUUUAUAUUAAUCCCUAUUCAUUUUUUGUUGCAUUUUUUCUUAAUUUAUUAACAUUAAAUAAUAUUUAGCAACUUAAAAAAAUUUAAAAAAAAUGUAAAUCAAUUUCAAAACUGAGUUGCUUUCCUUUUCUCAGGAAAAUAAAUUAAGUCCGGAAGUAGCACUGCCUGAGGGAAUGAGUUAAUGCAUUUAAAAAUGAUGUAGGUUUUGUAAUUUUUAAAUUUAAUUGAUCAUAAAAAUUACAAAAUUAGAUUCUUAUGUUUGCUUGUUAUUGUUGCUCAUUGUAAACAAUGUGGAUUGCCAACUGUUACCAUUUUUAAAGUUUUAAAAAAGUAAAUUAAAUUUACAAAUUUACAAAUAAUAUAUAAUACCAAAAUUAUUAAAUUUUUAUUAAAUACAUAUUUAUUGAAAUGUAGAAAAAAUAAUAGUUUAGACCCAUCCAACAAGUUAUCACAGCUGGUAUCUUAUAUAAUAGAUUUCAUCCUCAUCUUAAAUACUAAGAAAUUAUAAUAAUUCCUAGACAUUACAUAAUCCUGUAAUGUAAAUGAAUGUUUAAUAACUUUUACUAUUACUAAUUUAAGUUAUCUGAACAUAGAAAUUGGCUUAAGAGAUUUACUAAAUGUACAUGUAGCACUAAGUUUGAGGUCAUUUGCAUCUAAAACAAAUAAUAUAUUUUUUAAUUCCUGUAAUGUAAACAAAUAUUUAAUAAUUUGUACUAUUUAAGUUAUCUGAACAUAGAAAUUUGCUUAAGAAAUUUACUAGAACUAAGUUUGACGUCAUUUUUCAUAUAAAACCAAAGAACACAUUUCUACAAAACAUUUAAGUUAAAUACAAUAAAGAAACUAAUAUUGUAUUAAAUCUGGCAGCUCACAAUCAAGCCCUUUACAACAUAUUCACAAAAUAAAACUUGAUUAGGCCUGGCUGUACAGCAUGUUAUGCAUAUUCCUCUUCUGUAAUAAUAUAUUUUUUAAUGCAUUUAGCUUCCUGAUAUCUUACGUGAAGAAUAGUAAUUUUGUUUGAUGAAGUGUAUAGUUUUAUAUUUUGUAUAUUGCUUCAUAAGUGAAGUUUAUUUCAUAAUAUUUUUUUCAUCAACAUUGUUGCAAUGAAGCUAUUAAAAAAAAUUAUUAUAUAUUAAAUGGGUACUCCAAAAUAAAAAAGAUGAACAAUAUAAUCGUGUGAACCUUUAAAUAAAAAUUAGGUUACAUGGACGGAAAUGACCAUGCUCUUAUACCUUUUACAAAGAAAAAUUAAGAGCUUUAACAUAAGACUGACUAAUUGCCUAUCAACAGUAUCAAUGACACAAAUAAAUAUGUCAAGUAUAAGUCAGCAAAAAUACCUCCAUUUGUUUAAAUUAUAUUCUUGAAGCAUUUCAAUUAUAAAUGCAAUAAUUGAUACAUAGAGCACUGUCAAAAUAAAGAAGAAAAAAAAAAAACUGGACCCAAAAGUUACUUUUCAUGUUCUCUUCAAGUGAAGCAUCUUCACCUCUCUGUUGAUUCCUGUGCUUAUUAUUCAGUUUAAAAAAUCAAACAUGACCAUUUCGAGUUAGAAUACUCUCUACCUUAGUCGUAUGAGAGAUGCUACAUAAAUCCAUAUGGACAUAACAUUAUUGGUGUAGCCAUGUACGUAGACAGCCAAUGCAAAUUCCACAUCACUUGUCUCCUGGGCAUGCACACCUGUAGAGAAAACUGUUUCUGUGAUGCUGUCCAUGUCUGUGUAAGGGAUGUUGAGUGGAAAUCCUGAAACCUGUAAAAGACAAAAGAUAAUAUUGAGAGUGGAAAAAAAAAUGGUAUCAAGAUUAUAUUUAUACCUCGAAUACUUCAAAAUUGUUUCUUUAAAAAUAAAGUUUGGUUUAGGACUACCGAGACAAUCUUAAAAAUUGUGGACAUAAAAAUUCAAAACACAUUCAGAAAUAAGCUCUGGUUUUACAAUUUUUGUAAAGAGCAUUUUAAAGUAUUGUUUACCUUGUAUGAUUUGAAUGAGUCUUCAAGAUCUCUUAAAUUGGAUUCAUCAAUUGGCUUUCCACAGUUUUCUUCUAGCCUGUUGAGGGAAAGUGACAUGAAAUAUGAUACAUGUAACUACUGGCCAGUUCUUAUAAUUGCUAAAAAAUGCUGUUGAAUUAUUUUGAUAACUUAAUAUCACAACUUAUCAUUUUAAUUUAUAUUCAUUUAAUAAAUGACAAUGUUGUCAAUCACUAUUUAACAGAGCCCUUCCACCUUUCAAAAAACAAAAAAUAAAUUAACAAGCAUUUAA